Messenger RNA from Bombina bombina (fire-bellied toad), 4229 nucleotides. RefSeq names its product transient receptor potential cation channel subfamily V member 3 (gene TRPV3). Bases 62 to 2425 code for a protein of 787 amino acids. The record is from RefSeq and is a predicted model, not a curated record. Gene Ontology annotation, molecular function: calcium channel activity; protein binding. Gene Ontology annotation, biological process: calcium ion import across plasma membrane. Gene Ontology annotation, cellular component: membrane. The transcript is spliced from 18 exons. NCBI's taxonomy places the organism in Eukaryota, Metazoa, Chordata, Amphibia, Anura, Bombinatoridae.
CUGGGCCUGAAAAAGGAUUAAUUCAUUUUUUCUUGUAUGGGCUUACACCUACACUAGAAAGAUGAUCAAGGUUCCAAGUGAAGGAGUAUCGCUCCUGGUGAAGGACAGAGUCCCACCAGGAACACCUCCCAGAACACACAAGAUUCUAGAAAGUCAGGUCAAGAAAAGUGACAGCACUGAUUUCCCUGGAGUUCCCAGUAAAUCAGCUCCUGUUUUUUCAACACCUAUGGAUUCAAAAAUAAAAGCCUGUCAAAGCACUCAGCAAAGCGAAGAUAUAGAUUCUCCCCAAACUACUCCUGAUGUGUCGAUUCCUUUGCUAACUCAAUCCAACAAUUGGCAAGGUAAAACUGCAAGCACAAAGAAGAGCGCAAAAAGACCUCCAAAACCCCUCUUGUUUAAGAGUGUUUCGGAAGGAGACACAGAGGCAUUGAAAAGACUCCUGGAAGAGGCAAAUGAAUCUUCCAAAGGACUUACAGAGAAAGCAGCUCAAGAUUUUUACAUGAGCAAACUGACAGCAAGGGACACUGGAAAAACGUGCUUGAUGAAGGCCUUGUUAAACAUUAAUGACAGCACAGCUGAUAUAGUGGAAACUUUGAUUACGUUCGCUGAGAAAAAUGGAUUCAUGGAGAGAUUUGUUAAUGCAGAGUAUACAGAAGAGAAUUAUAAAGGUCAAACAGCAUUGAAUAUAGCCAUUGAAAGGAGGCAAAGUGACCUUGUGAGAUAUCUUAUUGAGAAAGGAGCUAACAUCAAUGUGCGUGCGAAGGGACGUUUCUUUAACCCGAAGAAUAAACAUGAAGGAUUUUACUUUGGUGAAACACCAUUAGCACUUGCUGCAUGUACCAAUCAGCCAGAGGUGGUACAAAUGCUUAUGGAGAACAGUCAGACUAAUGUUGCCAUUCAGGACUCCCUGGGAAACACUGUACUCCAUGCCUUAGUGACCGUAGCAGAAAAUUCUCAAGCACAAAAUGCCUUUAUAAUACGCCUGUAUGAUACAAUUCUGAAAACCUGUAAAAACAAGUCUUUGGAAAACAUUGUCAAUAAUGAAGGUCUCACAUCAAUGCAACUCGCUGCGAAAACUGGGAAAACAGAGAUCCUUCAUUACAUACUCAGUCGAGAAAUAAAGGAAAAAGAAAACAUGGUCUUGUCUAGAAAGUUCACGGACUGGGCUUAUGGACCAGUCUCUUCCUCCCUGUAUGACUUGAGUGAUAUCGACAGCUGUUCUCGGAAUUCAUUACUUGAAAUUGUGGUUUACAACACAAACAUAGACAAUCGUCAUGAACUGUUGGCAUUGGAACCACUUCACACAUUACUUCAAAUGAAAUGGAAAACAUUUGCAAGAUACAUGUUCUUCAUGUCAUUUCUGUUUUCCUUCACGUACAAUAUCGUCCUCACACUAGUGUCUUACUACCGACCCAGAGGAGAACAGGCACUGUAUCCAUUAAGCCUAACAUAUGAAAAAGGAUGGUUGCAGCUGAUAGGACAAAUGUUUGUUAUUGUUUGUGCCACAUACUUAAUGAUCAAAGAGGGGGUUGUCAUAUUCUUGGUAAAGCCAUCAGACCUGAGAUCCGUUAUGUCAGAUGCUUGGUUCCAUGUCCUUUUUUUCAUACAAGCAGUCUUGGUUAUAUUAUCAGUACUCUGCUACAUGUUCGGUGUGAAGGAAUAUCUGGCAUUUCUGGUGUUAUCUAUGGCACUUGGCUGGGCAAACAUGCUCUAUUACACAAGAGGGUUCCAGUCACUGGGCAUCUACAGUGUGAUGAUCCAAAAGGUCAUAUUAAAUGAUGUUUUGAAGUUCCUGUUUGUCUACAUUCUGUUCCUGUUUGGAUUUGGCGUAGCACUGGCAUCAUUAAUUGAACAGUGUGCAGAUGGAGAUGAGUGCAGUGCCUAUAAAAGUUUCAGUGCAGCUAUUGUGGAAUUAUUUAAACUCACCAUUGGUCUAGGAGACCUGGAGAUCCAGCACGAUUCAAAAUAUCCCGUCCUAUUCCUGCUGCUGCUAAUAACAUAUGUUAUACUGACAUUUGUUCUUCUUCUCAACAUGUUAAUUGCAUUAAUGGGAGAAACGGUGGAAAAAGUUUCAAAGGAGAGUGAACACAUUUGGAGGUUGCAGAGAGCCAGGACAAUUAUGGAGUUUGAAAAAAGCUUGCCAACAUGGCUGAAGGGUAAAUUUCAGCUUGGAGAACAAUGCACUGUUUCUAAAUGUGACAACAGAACAUGUUUAAGGAUCAAUGAAGUGAAGUGGACAGAAUGGCACAACCAUGUUACCUGCAUAAAUGAAGAAAUGCCACCUGGAGCCAAUAAUGGCUAUAUUACCUCUGAAGAUGAACUUGACAGCUUUGAAAAUGAUCAAGACGUUACAAUCAACUUUCCUGAGCCAAAUGCUAGAUUUCAUAAUAUCAGCAAUUGUACUGUAGUAGAAUCAACUGUUUAGUUUUAUUAUUUAUACUAGUGAGUAUUGUCUGUUAGGCACAUUUGUAACAUAAUGCACAAACCAGACUUAGACAAAAGCCAAAGUGUUAAAAGUCUAUUAUGACCUUAAACUGUGAAGAAAUAGGUUAAUGUAAUUUAAUAUUGUUCAAUUUAUAGUUGAAAAUGUGAAUAGUGAUGGUGCUUAGUUCUGCUGCUAAUGCUGGUACAUUUCUGAAAUGAAUCAGAUUGAAAGAAAUUCCUAAAUUAAUCUAACAACAAAGCCCUAGUUUACAUUGAGUUAGUACAAUUUUGGAAACUGGUGAUACAAAUAUUUGUCUCCAUUAAAGUCUAGAGAGAUUUUGCUAAGUUUCAUUAAUAUACUCCAUAUCUUCUGCCCUGACCUUCAUAAUUAUAAUCUAUCUUUAUAAACAAGGACAUAGGCUUGAUAGAAGUUUAAAAAAAAAUGCAAAUAAAAGAGCACUAUUUAAAUAUUAAAAAUUAUUUUUAAAAAAAUGCUUAAAGAAAUUUGGAUUUUAACAAAAAUCUACUACUUUUAAAAUAUAUGACAAACUAAAAAUACACUUCAAUAUCCAUUUAAAAAGGGUUGUAGCCAGAAGCCAGUUUUCAUUACAAAUUCUCACAAAUCUGUAAGAUGAUCACAAUGUAUGUGGUGAGAUCUAUGGUAAAACUGUGUACUUACAUAAGAUGGCUCUAUUUAUAUGUGAGAUGUGGGUAAAAUGAAACCAAACAGGUAAUCAUAGUGGAGAAUGUUGGAUGAGGGCUGCUUUGUCUUUUUGGUUAAACUAAUAUGAAUAAAGCCAGCAUAUAUCACUUAGGGCAUAAACACUGACGUUCAUAACAAUGAAGGGUGAGUCAAAUACAUUUCAGAAGUAAAAUUGACUAUAUAGUAGGAUUAUUUUUACUAAACUAUUACAUAAGGAAUGCAGUUUAUAUGAUUCCUAGCAGGCUUUAAUGCAUUCUCAUAAAUAGUCUUCUAGUGAAUGAAACAGUUCAUAGAAGGAUUUUCUGUUUUAUAAACUGACUGUAGGAUGAUUUGGUCUACAAUUAUCUAGUAGUCGAUCUAAACAAACACCUUUGCAAUAAUUACACAGGUAUUUCUAAUGAGCUUUUAAAAAAUACACUUUUUUCAGACAUAUUUAUUUAACAAAUGUAUUAUUUUUAUAAUUAAUUUUUCAUUAUUUUUGUACAUUUUGUAUUAGAUGAAAUUGCAUAUAAAAUAAAUGUUUUAAUAAUCAGUAAAGACAAACAGAACAGCACAUAUCUAAUUUACUCUUCCAAUAAGAGGAUUGUUCUUUCCUGACAAGAUCUAUUAUUUAUUGUAUGUUGUGUUACGUAACUAACAAGUAUUUUGUGCUACAUACACUUUUAUUCUGUAUAAUGAAAUAUGAAAUAUAUUUAUUGCAUGAUCAAAUGUAACUAUUUUUUUUUUACAGAAAUUGCUUAUAGCAAUGUGUUUAUUUAUGAAAAAUAUGUUUUAAUGUAUGUUUUAUGUACUACCCCCAGAUUUUAUUUACUGUGACUUUUGUUUUUAUUAAAUGUUUGGUAUUUUUUUGUAAUAAUUCUGCAAUUGUAGACAUUACAAAUUAAUUGCAACAAUGUAGUAGAAAUAGUGGCCUAAGGUGCCAAAUCAGCCAAUAGCAUCUUUUAAUUUAUAGUUUCAAUAUUUAUUUCAAGAACAAUUGUAUUUUACUUUAUUGUAAUAUGGAAAUUCUAGCAACAAUGAAAUGUACACUCUGUUGUUUAGACUCUUGAAUGACCUUACAUAUCCUUCUGCGAGACUUGAAUAAACAAAAUACUGACAACAA